Molecule: messenger RNA, 4217 nt
Organism: Cyprinus carpio (common carp)
Lineage: Eukaryota; Metazoa; Chordata; Actinopteri; Cypriniformes; Cyprinidae
Product: HEPACAM family member 2-like
Exons: 11
Coding region: 2518-3888 (456 amino acids)
Source: RefSeq, a predicted model, not a curated record
AUAAACUUGAAAUUUUUAUUUCUGGGUGAACUUUCCCUUUAAUCUUUAAUAAUUGACAACUACUUUAUGAUAGAAAUGCUACAUCCACUGUUAUUUCUUCAACAAGAAUAUGAGGACAUCAAAACAUGUAAACUCAGAGAAAGGGUUUAAACUUAUUUUAAAGUCGCAAUGAACAUUUAGCUUAUUUAGAAAGAUAAUGAUGCACUCUUUUGUGUUGGCAUAGAUGUAGAAAUGAUUUACCUUCUAAAUCUAAUAGAAUGGUGCACAUUGUUCCCAGAUGAACAUUAUACACAACUCAGACUUUGAGACGGUCCGCGCAUGUAAAUGAUAACUUUGUGUGAAGCAGCAUUUACUGUGAACGGAGCACAUAACCUACACGCAUAUAAAUAAAGCGCAUAUUAAACCUGCAGUGCAUAUAAAUACAUAUAUUUAAUUUAAUCACAGUGAAUCACAAUAGCACUCUGCUUUAUGACUUUUAAAUGGUUUUAAUAUUUCAUGCAGCCUUAGAAAACGGUCUAAUAAUGCUUUUCAUGGAUUCUCAUCCGUGGAAUGUGACACAUCCAGUAUUUCACCAGACGUGAUGCGACAACGCAAUGCAACGGAAUCGCUCAAAUAUCACAUCCAUUCAGAAGCGCUCUGCACUCCCAAUGAAAUAGACAAGUUUAUAAUCUAAUUCAUAAAUUUUAAACCUUUUUAACAUUAUUAAAAGUACAUACUGUGUGACUGAUACCAUCUUUGUCAUGGAAAACACUUGUUGGUUCACAUUGAGUUCGCAGUUUUAACAUGUUUGCUUUAAUCUGUUGUUGCUUUCAGUACGGCUAAAAAUGUCACACAAUAUGAUAUUCAAACUCACAUUAGACACAUUUAACAUUGAAUAAAGCACAUAAUCAGUACCUGAGAUGAUCAUUAUCAUAGUUUUAUGUUGUUGUUCCGCAACGUCACAGAAAUAGAAACCGUUUCAAAAUUAGAAACUUUGCAUGUUGUCGUUGUGGCUGGUUAGGACAAAAACACUGAAUAACAUGGAAAAGAUAUCUUUUAUUGCGUGUCACGGUGUUGCAGCAUGUGUAGUUAGGGCACGGUGUAGGAGUCCUUUUUAAAAAAAAAAAAAAUCAUAGAGACCCCAGAAUUUUAAAUGCCAGUGUUUCGAAUCAUAUGUUAAAUGUUUUUGUUUGAAAGGAUGAAAGGGAUGGCCGAAGGAAGAGGAAAGCUGAAAGGAGUCACUCAGAGUCCUCAGAUGAGUCUGAUGUAGACAGAGAUGCUGAGUCCAAAAAGAAAAAACGCAGUAGUGAAGAGAAGGAGAAAAUUACAGACAAGUCUAAGAAGAAAAAGAAAAAAAAGAAGCAUAAGAAACACAGCAAAAAGAAAAAGAGGAAGACAUCCGGCUCUGAGUUGGACUGAAGUGUUAGUGAGUGUGGCGUCCUGCACAACAGGCUUCUGGAAUUCAAGAGGGAAUAUAGACGAAGAAGAAGGGGGGGGGGCAUUAGAUAUUUGUCCAAGUGACUCUUAAAAGUGGGUGGUUCUUAGCACUGUGCGGCUUUGUGGCAGACUUGGAUGAGAGGAUCGUGUGACCGGGGAGUUAUAAGGGGUUUGAGGUUCAUUAUGUCAGGUUUGUGUUUGUUUUUUAAGCAGAUAAUUCUCAGUCCAAAUAAAGGUCAUUUACACCACUGGUGGCCCUGUGUACAGUAUAUUUGUGCUGAUUUUGAUCUGCAUGAAAAUUUCUGGUUUACAGGUUGUAAAGGUGGCUGAUUUGCAUUAAAUAUUUUUAGAAAAUCCAUGCUUCUGUUUUUCCCUACGAAGCUGACAAUGGUCUUUCUGUGAUAUUAGAAAAAAGCAGAAUUUUCAGCGGCAUGGCAAAACAACUGUAUUUUACCCAAGUUGUGAUUGUGAGUUCGCACUUUGUUAAUUGUAAUGCAAUAAAACACCACAAAAAAUAAGGUAAAAAUGCACAAAAUUCAAAUAUACCCUACCGUUCAAAAGUUUGGGGGUUGGUAAGAUUUGUAAAGGUUUUUAGAACGCCACUAAUGCUCACUAAGCCUGCAUUUAUAUGAUCAAAAUUACAGUAAAAACAGUUUUCAUGUCAAUUCGGGUAUUUAACUCAAGCUUUGCUCCAAGUUUAUGUGUGAUGACUCUGAAAAACAUUGUUUUGUGUCUUAAGUCAUGCAUGGAUUUAGGCGAAACUUUGCAUGUCCGUGCACUGUAUGCUUUGUCUGUCUGGGACUUGAAUGUCGGUCUAUGCUGCUUUCACACAUGUAGCUGUGUGUGUACCACAACUGUUUAAGAGAACUCUUCUACUGUGAUUUGACACUGUGCUUAAGCUGUGUAUAUCUGCAGUGAAUGUGUAUUGGUGAGACGGUCUCUGGCCCUCAGGGUGACAGCAGUGUUUUGGAAGCUCAACCAGGUGUAUGUGUCCAAAUGGCAUGUGGGAGGGGCCUCAACUAGCUUCUCUCAUUUCCCUGGCAAAUACUGUCACCAGUUCCCUUUUCUUGUCACACAGCUUCUAGAGAUUAUAUAGCAGAAAUGGAAUGUGUUGGAGUCACUAUGUUUCUGCUCAUGUUCACCUUAUUUCUAAUCAUUCCUGGUACGGACUCUAAAUGCAUCGAAUGCGUUUCACUGCAGCCCACACAGCAUGGGAUAAUGGGGGACCCGAUGUUCCUCAAAGUUGAGACUCAUUUUGAUGUCCACAAUGUGACGUUCCAGGGGUCCUGGUGCAAGAUUAAGCCUAAUAACACUCUUUUGGUCACUUUCAACAACAUCAAUGCCAUCCCAAAUCUGCGUCUAAAGAACAGUCCGGCACUCAGUUUGCCUGACGUCUCACUAUAUUUUGAACAUCUGGCUGAAGACACACAGGGGGAAUACGAGCUGCAGAUCAACAUCAUCUUCCCAGGAAUUCCCAGUCCAGUUGCAGUCACAAAAAGAGUGACAGUCACAGUCAGUGUGCCUGUAUCCAUGCCUCUUAUUACUAAGACCCCAGAAUCAGAACUGGUGGAAGACAGGGACAAUGUGACACUGACUUGUUCUGUUGAACAUGGGACAAAUGUUCAUUUCAAAUGGCUAAAAAACAACAUGGUGGUUGGUCCAAGUGAGCGGCAUACAUUCUCACAAGAUCAUGGGACACUUGUUAUAAACCCUGUCAAGAAAGAAGACAUCGGUCAAUACAAUUGUGAGGCCCAAAACCACAUUAGCAGCAAGCUAAGCAAACAGGCUGAACUCAUUGUGUUCUACGGGCCUUAUAACUUGGCAGUAAAUUCUGACCAAGGUCUGAAAACUGCAGGGGUGUUCAUGGUGAACCCGGAGGAACUGGCCUUUUUUGAGUGUAUUGCAGACUCCAACCCUCCCAACACCUGCGUCUGGAUCUCUAAGACAAAGAACGGCACAGAGGUUCUCAUGACUGGACCACGGUUUGAAGUGAAGCCGUAUGAGUUACCCCAGGGUAAAGAGUUCUUGUGUAGAGCAUUCAACAAUAUGACUAAGAAGCAUGACGAGACCAAGUUCACACUGGUGAUGGCCAGUCUUGACAGAGGUAAAGCAAAAUAUAGCCAGGAAGGGGGUGUGCUGUCUUCACUGGCUUUCAUUACAAUCUCGUCAGUCCUCAUCAUAGUGUGUAUGAUGUUUGUGCUCCUAAGGAAGAGCUGUCAUCCAAGAAGAAUGAUAAAGACUAUCUACAGGCGGCCAAUGACAGAGCAGAGAGGACUGCACCGCUCUGGUCAUGAAGAUGCAACUGUAGACUUUGGCAUUUAUGAAUUUGUCUCUGUACCUGGGAAAAUGGAGUCAACACAGGCAUCCUGCAGGUCUUUGACACGGCUUGAUUCAGUCAAAGAUUUGCAUACCACCAUAUAUGAUGUCAUCAAACAUGUGCCUGAAACUCCAACAAUGAGUCUUUUGAAAUGAGAGAGCUGGAUAGUCAUGUGUGUUCGGAUCUAAAGGCGUUUCACUAUUUUUUUCCUGCCAAUUUUUCUCUCUACAGUCACACAUUUAAGUACAGCUUUUGUUUUACAAUUAUUCAUUUUUAUACUACUUAUACUAAUCAUACAUUUCUAAACUUGUGCUGGGCACUGAAGUUUUUAUUGUCUUAAAACAAGAGAACUAUGCGAUUUUUUUUCUGUAGCAGCAUGCUUUAUGAAAAAGCUGAGAGUAUUUAUAUAAAUACAAUCGUCAUCUGCAUUUCGAAUGUAAAUAUGAUGUAUGCAUUUUGUACAUUAAAUCUGUAUUUUUUUGCA